This is a messenger RNA of Diaporthe citri, 870 nucleotides long. RefSeq lists its product as uncharacterized. Lineage: Eukaryota; Fungi; Ascomycota; Sordariomycetes; Diaporthales; Diaporthaceae. The coding region runs from base 1 to 870 and encodes 289 amino acids. Gene Ontology annotation, molecular function: ATP binding; glutamine-tRNA ligase activity. The transcript is spliced from 4 exons. Gene Ontology annotation, cellular component: cytosol. Gene Ontology annotation, biological process: glutaminyl-tRNA aminoacylation. The record is from RefSeq and is a predicted model, not a curated record.
AUGGCCGGCCCAGCGCCAGAAGCCAUCGCCAAGCUCGAGCUUGACAAAGAGACAGGGGAGAUGGUCUCGAAGAAUGAGCUCAAGAAAAGGAUCAAGAAGCGGGCCAAGAGGGAAGCGGCAGCAGCGGCGCGUGCGGAAGAAUUUGCGGGAGACAGAGCUCCAGAACCAAGUCCGACGACGGCAGCCCAGGAGAGCGUAGGCCCGCCCGAUCCGGACGUGGUGUUCGGGCAGGGCUGGCUGUCGGACAUUCUCAGGUUCGAUGACACGAAUCCUGGGAAGGAGGAGGGGAAGUAUUUCGUUGAGAUAGAGAAGACGAUCAAGUGGCUAGGCUUCGAGCCACCAGCCGUGACCUACACUAGCGACAACUUCCAGAGGCUAUACGAGCUUGCAGAGAAGCUGAUCGGGCUCGGAAACGCCUAUGUCUGCCACUGCAACAAAGUCGAGACCAGGAAGCAGAGGGGAGGCAAAGACGGCAAGGAAGGGCCGCGCUACCGCUGCGAACACGCAGGGCAGAGCGCCGACGUCAACCUACAGAAGUUCCGGGACAUGAGAGACGGCGCGUAUAAACAUGAAAGCGCCUUCCUCCGCAUGAAGCAGGAUAUGGACAAUCCAAACCCGCAGAUGUGGGAUCUCGUCGCGUACAGGAUCCCUCCUGCUGAUGAGGCUCAUCACUACCGCACCAAGGACAAGUGGAAGAUCUACCCAACAUAUGACUUUGCGCACUGCCUAUGCGACAGCUUCGAGGGUAUCACGCACAGCCUCUGCACCACCGAGUUUUCUCUAUCUAGGGAGAGUUAUGAGUGGCUCAUUGGCACCCUCGGUGUCUACGAGCCAAUGCAGCGAGAAUUCGGCAAGUCAGCUCCACUGUAG